Messenger RNA from Knipowitschia caucasica, 612 nucleotides. The record is from the annotation of a GenBank genome assembly. NCBI's taxonomy places the organism in Eukaryota, Metazoa, Chordata, Actinopteri, Gobiiformes, Gobiidae.
AUGAGGGAGCAUGUGAUGAAAAUAUUGAUCGUGGGAGACGGAAAUGUUGGAAAAUCGUCUUUUGUCGAUCGAUACGUCCUUGGCCAGUUCAGCGGGAGAUACAAGAUGACUAUGGGAGUUGACUUCUCGUUGAAGAUCUUGCACUGGUCUGAGAGGGAGAAGGUCAGGCUGCAGCUGUGGGACAUAGCAGGGCAGGAGCGGUUUGUCUCCAUGACUCGUAUCUACUACAGAGGUGCGGUGGGGUGUGUGAUGAUCUUUGACUUGAGCGACUCCAGGAGUUUCCUCAACUGCAGACUCUGGAAACAGGACCUGGAUCUGAAGUCGGUGCUCCCCAACGGACAGCCCCUGCCCUGCAUCCUGCUGGCCAACAAGAGUGACUUGAGCGCGAGAGUCGUGGCCACAGACACCAUCGAGGAGUUCAGUAAAGCAAACGGGUUUAUCGCCUGGAUGGAGACUUCAGUGAAGAAGAAUACGAAUAUUGAGGAGGCUAUGAGAAGGCUGGUGCAGGAGAUUUUGUCGCUCCAGUUCUGUUUGGACCCAGACCUCUCUGACCCUACAGACCUGCUGAAGCCUCAGUCUGAGUCAGGGCAGACCCCCGGACACUGCUGCUGA